GGCAUCGCCUACAUCUUGUCAAGAAUAGAGUGGUAUCGGGAGCUGGCAUCUUUGCUUCUUGAUGUGAAUAAAGCAGACGAUUCCCCCCCACAACUACGAGAUCAGCUACAGACACAUAUUGUCCAGCUCUACAACAAAGCUCUCACUUAUUUGAUGAGAAACAUCUGCCUUUUUCACGAGAAGUUGGACGCCACUUCGUCGAAAAGUAUUCUCAAAACAGAUAGCUGGGCCAGCCAAUUCAGUGCGAUUCAAAACGUCGAACGCGCCGUACAAAGAGACAUGGAACAAUACAAUGUGGAAGAGACCAAG
Trichoderma atroviride IMI 206040 is the source of this 309-nucleotide messenger RNA. The record is from RefSeq and is a predicted model, not a curated record. Lineage: Eukaryota; Fungi; Ascomycota; Sordariomycetes; Hypocreales; Hypocreaceae.